UGAAAGAGAGAAAGAAAGAAAGAAAGAAAGAGAGAAUGGCCACAAAUUUGGCAUCAACUUCCAGUCUCAGUCUCAGUCUCAAGAGUAGACGACCACCUCUCCUGGGUUCGUAUUCUGGGAAGAGGAAUUAUCGAUGUCACAGUAUGCAAUCUUCAAAGCUACAACUUAGUACAACCACCCCCGGAGAGUUUAAUCUAAUCCAACGGAGAGAUGCCAUUGCCUUCCUUUUUGGUUUUUCAAGCUGCCUUGUCCUGGACUCAUUUCAAGCCCAGGGAGCUGGGUUGCCCCCAGAAGAAAAGCCUCGACUUUGUGAUAAUUCUUGUGAACAACAGCUUGAAAAUGUCCCAAUGGUAACUACAGAGUCUGGUUUGCAGUAUAAGGAUAUUAAAGUCGGUCAAGGCCCCAGUCCACCUGUUGGUUUUCAGGUGGCGGCGAAUUAUGUCGCCAUGGUUCCGUCUGGACAAAUAUUUGACAGUUCAUUGGAGAAGGGUCAACUUUAUAUAUUUCGUGUUGGCUCUGGUCAGGUGAUCAAGGGACUUGACGAAGGGAUCUUGACCAUGAAAAUAGGAGGGAAGCGGCGGCUCUACAUCCCAGGAUCUUUGGCCUUUCCCAAGGGUCUCAAUUCAGCUCCAGGAAGACCAAGGGUGGCACCAAGUAGUCCAGUGGUUUUCGAUGUGAGUUUGGAAUACGUACCGGGACUUGAAAUUGAUGAAGAGUGAGAGAAUUGGUACAU
This is a messenger RNA of Fragaria vesca subsp. vesca, 733 nucleotides long. Its product is annotated as peptidyl-prolyl cis-trans isomerase FKBP16-3, chloroplastic-like. Gene Ontology annotation, molecular function: peptidyl-prolyl cis-trans isomerase activity. The record is from RefSeq and is a predicted model, not a curated record. Bases 36 to 719 code for a protein of 227 amino acids. The transcript has 7 exons. Lineage: Eukaryota; Viridiplantae; Streptophyta; Magnoliopsida; Rosales; Rosaceae.